Ciona intestinalis (vase tunicate) is the source of this 2649-nucleotide messenger RNA. Lineage: Eukaryota; Metazoa; Chordata; Ascidiacea; Phlebobranchia; Cionidae. The record is from RefSeq and is a predicted model, not a curated record.
GAAUCUUUUGGCUUUUCAAAUGGCGUCGUGGUCGAAAAAGAAAGAAGUUGCCGCGCAUGCGCAGUAGCGAAUCUACGGACUUGUUCUUUGUGCGAGUCUGCCAUUACGUUGUUGCUUGCGUCAAAGUAUUUGUUGCAUAAAACUAUCUUUAGCCAGCGUCUGGUUGGUAUAAUUUGGUUGUAAUUAUAAUAAAAAUGGAAGUGACUUCGUCACAAAAUGGUUUCAACAGCGAAUCUCCUCAAAAUCACAAAAGCAACAAGACCAGGGAACAUAAAAAAAAGAAAAAGUAUGUCUUGGGUUCGGAUGGUAAACCGAAGCUUGGACCAGACGGUCGACCGAUAAGAAUCAAAUCGGAACAUAAACUUAAGAAACAAAUCAAUCAUACUGGAGACGCAAUUCAAAUCAAAAAAGAAAAACCAGAAAUAGUUUCUCCAAAAGCCGAAAAAAGAAGAUCGGAUUGUGAGGCGGUUGAAAAACUCAAAAAGAAAAUAAAGAAAGAGAAACACGCUGAAAAAAGAAAACACGAUUCUGACCAAGAAAUUCGACAGAAAAAGCUGUUUCAGAAGAAAAUUGUGAAACAAGAAAUUGAAAGCCCAACAAAAGUGAAGAAAGAGAAGAAAGAAGAAGGAGAUGAUAAAUGGAAAUGGUGGGAAGAGAAAGGGAAUGAAAAAGAUAGCGGAAUUAAAUGGAAGUUUCUUGAACAUAAGGGACCUGUGUUUGCUCCUCCGUAUGAACCAUUGCCGUCAUCUGUAUUGUUUAAGUACGACGGUAAACCAAUGAAGUUAAGUUUAGAGGCCGAGGAAGUGAUGACGUUUUACGCUAAAAUGCUAGAUCACGAAUAUNAAACCCAACACAUCCUAAUAAAUGAAACAUCAUACAUAUAAUGAAACUUGCAGGUGAUGAAUAAACAGGAACGUUCAACAAUCACAGACCUCGGGAAAUGUAAUUUUCGAGAUGUUUGUUCGUAUUUUCAACAAAAGUCAGAAGAGAGAAAAGCGAGGUCUAAGGAGGAGAAACAAGAGGAAAAAAAGAAGAACGAAGCUUUGAUCGAAGAGUUUGGGUUUUGCGAUUGGGACGGACAUCGUGAGAAGAUCGGAAACUUUCGGUUGGAACCCCCAGGGUUAUUUAGGGGGCGGGGGAAUCACCCAAAGAUGGGUAAACUGAAGAAACGGAUUAUUCCCGAGAAUAUUACAAUAAACUGCAGCAAAAACUCCAAGAUACCAAAGCCACCCGCUGGUCAUAAGUGGAAGGAAGUUCGUCAUGACAACGCUGUGACGUGGUUAGUGUCGUGGACCGAGAAUGUUCAGAACCAGAAUAAAUACAUCAUGUUAAACCCCAGCUCCAGAGUCAAGGGAGAAAAAGAUUGGCAGAAAUACGAAGUAGCACGUAAUUUGAAAUCCAAAGUUGAUCGUAUACGUGAGGAUUAUAUGAGAGAUUUGAAAAGCGACGAGAUGAUGGUUCGGCAACGUGCUGUCGCGUUGUAUUUUAUUGAUAAAUUGGCGUUGAGAGCAGGCAAUGAGAAAGAGGACGGAGAGUCAGCUGACACGGUCGGUUGCUGUUCGCUUAGGUGCGAACAUAUCAAACUUCAUAAACACCUGGAUGGGAAAGACUUCAUUGUCGAGUUUGAUUUCUUGGGAAAAGAUUCGAUUCGAUAUUAUAAUAAAGUGCCUGUGCUUAAACAGGUUUUCAAGAACCUCGUUUUAUUCACGGAAAACAAAGAAGGACCCGAUGAUUUGUUCGAUCGCUUGAAUACAUCCACGUUGAACAAAUACCUCAAUUCGCUCAUGGAUGGGUUGACGGCCAAAGUUUUCCGAACUUACAACGCUUCAAUUACUUUGCUAAACCAACUGCUGGAACUAACUGAUCCCGAUGACGAAAACGUUGCAUCGAAAAUCUUGUCGUACAAUCGUGCCAACCGUGCUGUGGCAGUUUUGUGCAACCAUCAGCGUGCGGCACCAAAGAACUUUAGCGAACAAAUGGGAAGAAUGAAUGAAAAGAUUGAAAAGAAACAGCGGGACAUUCAAGAUGCAAAGCAAGAAACAAAAAGCGCAAAAUCUGAUUAUAAACAUAAUAAAAGUGAAGCAAAGAGAAAAGCUUACGAAGGAAAAAAGAAAAAAGUUGAAAGAUUGCAGGAACAACUAAUUAAACUGGAAGUUCAAGCUACGGAUAAAGAGGAAAACAAAGAGAUUGCUUUAGGAACUUCAAAACUAAAUUAUCUUGACCCAAGGAUUACUGUUGCGUGGUGCAAAAAGUACAGCGUCCCGAUUGAGAAAUGCUACAACAAAACUCAACGCGAUAAAUUUGCGUGGGCGAUCGCUAUGGUUGACGACACAUAUGUGUUUUAGUGUGACGUCAAAAUAAAGUUUAUUUGCAGCAUUUUACGUCACAAUGCAUUUUAAUAUUGCAACAAUGGUUUUGUUGUUUUAAAGGAAUUUACUUUAAAUUAAUUACGUAUGAUGUCAUAAUGAACAAAACAAUAUUAUGACAUCACAAAGUUGUUGCUUUUGGAAUAUUUUAUUAACUGUUUUAACCUUGUGAUGCAAUAGUGGGGUAUUGUCACAAUCAUUUUACGAUUGUUAUGAACAGUGACGUAACAAUAGGCAAUUAUCCGUGGUCCUGUAUAUAAAUACAAUUGUGAUCUUAUAGUAA